AUGGCGGACUGGUUAAGUUUAUUCUCCGCUCUCAUUAUAGUGGGAUGCUUUCUCCUUUUAGCUCGGUUUAUUGUUAGUCUUGGCGUCAUGGAAAGAGAGGCCAUGUUUAAUUUGAAUCUUCCACGAAGAGAAAUUCCCUCAAAGCAAAUGAUCGAGGUGAAAAAUCCCUUUGUUUUAAAAUUGAAGUCUCUCCAUUCGACUUCCACUGCUGAUUCAGGUAAAAGGUAAUCCUUGACAAGAUAUUACUAUUUAAAUUUUCUGUGAUGUACUAUUGAGAUAGAGGAAGAGAAAUUGAAACAAAGUUAAAUUUUUGUUUCUCAAAAUAGUUAUUAUGAAAAACCUAUAGAAGAGCUAGAACAAAGAAAGCAAAUUAAUGAAAACAAACAAAAUAAACCUCUGAGACUUGAGACCUUAUUGGGAAAUUUAGACUUAAAAGUUUAUUGUUUAUGACAAUCAUUCAAGUAUUAUUGAUUUUCUUCAAAUAGUAUAUUAUUUGAAGAAAGACAGCAGAGAUUCAUAAUGAGCGAUAUUGGUCUGAUAUUUAUUAUAGGUGUUAUAGAAUUUCUUCUGAGUACAACUUCACCAUGCUAUUUGACUCUGUAUUGGGAAGUAACAAAGGAUGUCAUAGAUUCUGUCCUUGGUCAUUCACACCCUGAACAGCAAACAAGUGGUUUUGAUGAUGCUGAGAAUGGUGAUGAUGACUUGGAUUUGGAUGACGUACCAAUAAUGACUGCUCUUCCACUGGAGCACUUCCUUAAAGGCUCAUACAAAGAGCGAGGAACAUCAGAAUUGUAUCCUUAAGUUAAAACUCAGCUUGAAAUCCAAUUCCAUUGGUGCAACUAUAUAAGCAAAUAAAAGCGCAGAGUAACGCAGAAAAGCAAUCUAGGACUAAGUGGAUCUGCAAUUCAGCCAUUAAUUUUAAAUGAAAAUUAAUUUUUUUGAUCACAAUUAUGAUUACAGAUAAAAGGAAGAAAUAACAUUCUUGGUUUAACACCAAUAAUAUAAUGAAAUGUCACUAAAACUAAAUUUGCAGAAAACACAACAAUGGUUGUUAUGUUUUAGGUCCAGAUCAGAUGCUGAACUUUUCAUGUCACAAACCUAAUGCAUAAAUUAUUAUGUAUUUUGCAGGCUGUUUGACUGAAAUGAGCAUUUUUCUCCUUUUGAAUUUUGUUGUAGCUGGAACUGAGAUCAGCUUCUGAAUCAAUUCAGCUAAGCAAUUUUAUUAAUAAUUCAAAUUAAUCUGGCUCGUGAAAAGUUCGGCAUCUGAACCGGACCUUAUUAAAAUAACAUCAUAGAUAGAAAGAAAGAAAGAAAGCUUAUAAGUAUUAAGGCACAAUGCCUACUGCCCCAUUGCACUGUCCUAUUUAUGAUUAAGUCCAAGUUGCUACAGGCCAAUCGGACAGGGUAUGGUUUGUGACUGUAGUUUGGAUCUCAAUGAUGGAACUGAUCAAGUGGCAGAAUGCAAGAAUCAUUAUUAUAUGAUUUUGAAAUCUUUUCUAGAGAGCCUUCACAUUGUAAAAUAACUCAGCUAAAAUAUCUUGGCAUGCGACACUGAACACUCCAAUACUAUACAGGACACCCAAGUACCAACCUACUGAGAUAUCCCAAAAUUAGGUAUCCUCCAACUUUGUUGACAAAACCUGAAAAUUAGUAAUUAUUAAAGGAAACCAAGGCUCAAUCCUUUCAUGGUGUUUGAUUUUUCACCCUCUCUUCAUAAAAAAAAAACUUCCACUAGGAGGCAGUAGUAGGAGGAGGAAUAGUAUAGAUAGUGUAAAGUUGAACGAAUGUUUGGCUAGGAACAUUUUGUUCUUAACUGAAUAACUUCAGCUAUGACUCAGGUGUUGAUCAUACAAUAAUAGCUGUGCCUCCAACUGAUCUAAAAAUUGCAUCACUAUCAAGUCACCCUUCAGAAGGCAGUAACUCAACAUAUUCGCUUAUAGUGACUGUAGAGAUGUGUCCGAAUGAUGAACAGGGACCACAACAACUUGCAGAUAUUGUAAGUGAUUCAGUGUAGAAAGUUACCAUAUGUAGCAAUAGUGUGGAAAUGGGGUAGCCAACCGAAAUCAUUAAACUGUUAGCACCCCUCCCCCUCCCCCCCAAAAAAAGAUUGUUGAGAUGACUUUUGUUUAGUUCACAUGACCAUUGCAAGCACCCUGUUUGGUCAUGAUUGUGUGACAUUCCUUUCUUUUUAAAAAGGCAAUAACUGGUUUGUGCUUCAAAUGCUCUAAAACUACCCGGAUAGAACUCUGUUGAAAUAUCUCUGCAUCUGAUCAUAAUAUCAUAAAACAUUACUGACUUCAUAUCUUUUCCAGUUAUUGAUUUGCAUCACUGAAAAGCUCUUGCAUAAGUAUUCAUGACCAUUUCAAGCACAAACCAUUGUUAUUGCCUCACACAAAAGGGAGAAAAAAAAUAGUAACUUGAGUGACGCAGAAAUUCUAAUGUGUAUCAUAAUUUUCUUUGGGUUGCUAACAGUCACCUUAUUAUUGGAAAUUAAUUCUCCAUGGAAUGAGGGUAUUGGAAAUAAAUGCAACAUAAAUUAAUACAAAUUUAUAUGGAAAACUUUUGAAUAACGGAAAUUAAUGUGAAAGAGAGCAUAACAUUUCAAAAUGAAGGAAAAUUAUUCAUGCGACAUUGACAAAGAAACAAAGUUAAACACAUAAUCUUAAGAAGAAACUUUGAUUGUCGUACUUUCCCUAAAUGUACAAAGGGGGUCAAGCAAAGAAAAUGUGGCCACUUCCAUGGUUCUUCACAGUUUUACUGAUGCUGAUUUUUCUCAGCUAUAGGAUUUAUUUUGUUAGAAAAAUAACAGCAUGGCCAGGCCUCCCUCCCAGAUCAUUCACCAGGAACUUUAAAUAGCAAUAUAGUCAUUCACCUUAUUCCAAAAUGGUGGCAAAUAAAGUUAUUCUUUUGUCUUCAUGAUAACUGGCUCUCAAUGCUUCAUUUGAAGAUUAAAGUUCUUUAGAAUACUCUAGAUGCAAUCAAGGCAAUGAACCGGGGUGAAUGAGGGCUAAGUGACAUGAAUACAAAAGAAACAUUACUUUGUAGUAGCCAAGGCCAUUUCUGAACUGCUCCAAGCCACUGGUUUGAAGCGAGCCUAAACACAAAGCCAUUGAUUUGAAGAUGAUGUUUUUUUCUCGUGCAAGUGAAUCUCAUUUUCACAAGAAAGGUUUUGCUUGAGCUCUUGGCCUCAUUUCAAAAGUGAGAGUUUUUGGAACUAAGAAAUGGCCUUUUAAUAUAGCCAUCAUUUUGGCGAAUGAGGUGUAUAAAAUUAUAUUUUGAAAGACAUGUUAUCAAUGUCAUUAAUAUUAAUUUAAUAUUAUUGCUGAUGUUAUCUUUUAAUAUUAUUGCUGAUGGUACCUCUGACCAGGGGUCAAUUUGAUAAAACUUUUAUGGGAGUAAUUUACAAGUGUAGCUAUUGUUUUAUGGUCCAAAAACAAUAGCUACAUGUCUUGUAAAUUACACUUGUUAACAUUUUAUUAAAUUGACCCCAGUAGCAAGUGCCACAGUAUUUAGUUUUCCCUUUUUCUCUCAGGUCCUUCCUUCUUCCUUGUAUUUCUUGUGAUACUGGAGGCAUAAUUAUUAUGUAUUUUAUUAUUUCUACAUAGGUGGCUCUUAUGACAGCAGUUCAAUUAUCCAAUGUUUCAGCUGGUAAACUUACCAGCAACAUAGUGAUGCAAUUUGUUCAGACUGCGGAAGGAAACAUAUAUAGUAUGAAGGUAUAAUCUUUGCUCCAAUACUUAACUAACUUUCUAGUCAUGCAAGUGUCAAAUUUUUGUAAGUUUAUAGUGGUACUUUUUGAUGCUGGAAACAAAUCUAGCACUGCACAUUGAUGGAUGCAUGUAACUGGAGAAAUGGAUGGAUGGUGGUCAAGUGGUAACCACCUUGAACUUCAGAUCUGCAGUUCCCAGUUCAAGUCUUGCCAUUUCGUUGGCAGUUUCCUAAGAAAAGAAACUUUCUCCACUUUGUCUCUCUUCAUGCCAGUGCAUGUAUACAGUCAAACCUUUAAAUGGUUAUCAGACAAAAGAUAGUCUUUGCAUUUUGGGUGGUUGCUUAUGGGAGGUUUGACUGUAAAUGGUUGCCAACUGAGCAAGAUACUGCGAGGGUGGGGGUAACCCUGUGAUUGACUGGCAUCCAUUCCAGGGGGGGUGUCAACAUUUCUAGUGCUUAACGCCACAGAAACUGUUUUGACCCUUUAAGUUCCGAGAAUGACAAACUUCAAUAAUUUUAUUUUCUUCUUUUUAUAAAGGAUGCAUUCUACAGGCUACCUAGUAAAAUUUAUGGCUUAGCUCACCAUGAUUGUGAUUUAAGUACAAAAACUGGUAUCUGGAUAGCCUGGAAUCAAUUUUUGACUUGCUUCAACUCUCUGUCAGUUUCAAUGUCCAAGAUGGCCUAAGGGCAUUAGUCGCAGGCUAGCAUUUGGAACCGCUUAUUAAUUGUUCUUUCCUUUUCUUUUAUCAUGUUAUUAUUUAUUCAUUCAUUUAUUCUUUUGCUUUUCUUGUUUAAGUUAUGCUUUUUUAUUUAUUUAUUUAUUUAUUCAAGUAGAAAUUUUAUUGGUUCUUUCUGGUUAAUCAAACCAUUACCAUUUUGAAAAUAAACAUUAUAUUUUUCAAAUCUUUUGAGGGGCUUAUCUAAGGAGGGAAAUUAUGCAUCAUUCAAUUCCAGCAGAAAACCUAACGGGCAUUUGCCCGCCUUGUCAGUCCCGGGGGUGGAGCAUUUGCAAAUUUUGCACUGCCUGGGCUGUGCGCAGGUGGAGUUGACUGAUGCAUAAUACUGGAAAGUAAAUUUACUGUUUUUGCUUUGUUUUUCUUUGUAUUUGAGGGCAAGUAUCUUUGGAGGGGCGAUUUAACAGGGAGGUUUUCACAUCACUGGUUUGGGGGGCUUAUAUUUGGAGGGGCUUAUACAUGGAGGGGCUUAUUUUCAGAAUUUUACAGUAAUUUUAUAGCAACAUUUUCCUGUAAACAUCAAUCAAAGUCUGUAACCUAGCAUUAGUCAAAAUAUUGAGGGAAGAAUAAACUGAACUGAACUGAACUGAACUACUGAUUUUUGCCAGCUGUGUCCCGUGUUAAUUAUGUUACUUCAUUAAUUUGAAAGUAACAGGUAACCUUAGUGGUUUGUUCAUUUUGUUUUCACAGAAAUUGUUCGUUGCAGAGAGUGAUGACCUAAUAGAAAUGCAGUCGUCAUCAUCAACUCAAAGAACAGCAACUUCAUCAGCUGGAGUUGAAAAUUCAACUAUUUCAUCAAAUCAGUUAACAAAUGCUGUGUGUAUCAUUUGCCUAACACUUCCAGUCACCCGUGCCUUUCUUCCCUGUAGACAUGCAUGUGCGUGUGGACUGUGUUGUCAGCAGUUAAGCUACUGUCCCAUGUGCCGAGCACUUAUCCAGUCAUACUUCAUAGUGCAGGAUGAACCAUUUAUUGACGAUGCUGAGUCUGGUACUAGCUCUGAACUAAGGGGAAUGUCUCUUGGAGAAAUAUUAAGAGGUGUACUUUCUGCAAGCUAG
This is a messenger RNA of Porites lobata, 5498 nucleotides long. The record is from the annotation of a GenBank genome assembly. Lineage: Eukaryota; Metazoa; Cnidaria; Anthozoa; Scleractinia; Poritidae.